Molecule: messenger RNA, 357 nt
Organism: Colletotrichum orchidophilum
Lineage: Eukaryota; Fungi; Ascomycota; Sordariomycetes; Glomerellales; Glomerellaceae
Exons: 1
Coding region: 1-357 (118 amino acids)
Source: RefSeq, a predicted model, not a curated record
AUGGUAGAUGCUGACGGUCCAAGAAGAGGAGUUUUUGGGGCUUUUCGAGGCCAGGAGCGGGUUUUUUUUUUUUUUUUUGUACCGGGAACUUUGCGUAGCCUUGGAAACAAGGGGAAGCUGCGUGCUUGGAGGGGCGAUAACGCACAUCAAAAGGUUGUUGCUACAGCUGCCUUGCCCGGUGAUCAAGUCCAGGUCGAUGUAUACCAAUCUUUUCUUGCGUCCUUUGUUUUUUUCCUCUCUGUUUCGAGUAGUGUACAGCUUCGGUCUUCCCGUACUCUCGUGCGUUUACCUCUUCUCUGGCAAAACUUCAUAGUCCUGAUAAUGAAGUUUCCAGCAAGACAUUUAAAGACAUGUUAA